AAUUGUAUCGUACAUUCGUACGAAAAACUAUUAUAGUAUUAGUAGAAUUCUAUUUUUUUUUUUUAGUAUAAAAUAUUAUAUUAUAUAUUUUUUUUAUAAAUAUUUUAUAUUCGUUACGUUUUUGAUGUCCACGUUGUAAACGCACGCAGACGACUUGAAGUUUAAAAAGAGAUGGGUAUUCAAGGGCUGAUACCUCUUUUAGAAAAAUCAUGGAGAACCGUUAAUGUGUCGGAGUUCUCCGGAUGUACUGUGGCCAUUGACGCUUAUUGUUGGUUACAUAAAGGUGUAUACACCUGUGCUGAGAAAUUGGCAAGAGGAGAAGAUUGUCAAGCGUAUGUAUACUAUUGUAUGCGAUUUGUGUCUAUGUUGUUAGCUCAAAAUAUUAAACCAAUUUUAGUUUUUGAUGGACAACAUUUACCUGCUAAAGCUGAUACUGAAUUAAAACGGCGAAAAUUAAGAGAGCAAAAUCGAAAGAAAGCAGCCGAGUUAAUGCGUUUAGAUAAAGGGAAAGAAGCUUCAUCACUUUUAAGACGGAGUAUCGAUGUUACCCAUAAAAUGGCAUUAAAUCUUAUUAAGCGAUGUAGAGAGAUUAAUGUUGAUUGUAUUGUAGCACCAUAUGAAGCUGAUUCUCAACUAGCAUAUUUAAAUUUAAGUGGAAUUGCUCAUAUAGUCAUUACAGAAGACUCAGAUUUGUUGCUGUUUGGUUGUAAACGAGUGUUAUUUAAAAUGGACCAAAAUGGUGCUGGCAUAUUAAUUGAACAAGAAAAAUUACAUCUGUCAAUGAAUAUCCAACCUGAACAAUUUAGUUUAGAUAAAUUUCGUUAUAUGUGUAUAUUAUCGGGCUGUGAUUAUUUACCUUCUAUUUCUGGAAUAGGAUUGAUUAAAGCUCGACAAUUCAUCACUAGAACAAGUGAACCUGAUAUUUACAAAGCACUUUCGAGAUUAGGUUCUUUUAUGAAUAUUAAAAUUCCACCUGAAUAUCGUGAUCAAUUUAUGGAUGCUGAUCGUAUGUUCCAAUAUCAACCUGUAUUUGAUCCAUUAUCUCGUCGAGUAAUACCAUUAAAUGAAAUAUCAGACCCUAAUUUACCUGUGCUUGUUUCAAAAUUAAGUAGUAAUCAGGCUUAUCAGCUUGCACUAGGAAAUAUAGAUCCUUUUUCUUUAGAAAUAAUGGAUAAUUGGGAUCCAGAUAUUCAAUUAACUCCUGAAAAAAUUGCAAAAAAGAAAAUUAUUCAAGCUCGCCAUAAAAGUAUUUGGUCAAAAGACUAUCAACCAUUUAAAUAUAAUCCUGAAGUAUGUACUUUAACCCAAGAAAUCAUCAAGACUCCAACUAUGAGUCCCAAAGUAUCAAAAAAUGUUAUUCCGUCAUCACCAAUUCAUCAACCACCAGUAGCAAAAAAACGUCUUCCUGUAACUGAAGAUGAUAUUCUAAAUACUCUUGACGAAAUUUACGAAAAUGAAAAAGUCUCAGAAAAAUGUGACAUUAUUACUGAAGAAAAACAUAAGUCUACAAAAUCAGCAUAUCUCAAAGAUUGUAAAAUUACAAAUGAAUCGUUGAAAUCAGAAUUUAAUAUAGAUGAAAAUGAAUCGCCUUCAUUUUUAAAACAAUUAACUAAGAGAAAGUAUACAGUUAUAGAUCCAGAUGUACAGAUAGUUAGUGGGUACUUUUCCCCUCAAGUACCCAAAAUUAAUGAUGUUUUUGAAGAAGAAUCGAUAAAUCCAUUUAAAAGUCGCAAGAUAACGAUUCAUGAAAAUAAGAAUAUUAAUGACGAUAAGAAUAUUUUUUUAAAUACUAAUAAUAUUAAUGAAGGAAAUUUACUGCAAUUGUCGUGUCUUGAAAACGAGGAAGUUAAAACAAAAACAUUUAAUAAAAAACUGCCUAGUCAAACAUUAUCAGCCUUUAGUUGGAAGAGCUACUCAAAUAAUAGAAUGGUUACAAAUAAAGAACUCAAUGAGGAACAAAAAUACCAAAAUAACUCAAAUGAUUGUACUUCAGUAGACAAUGAUACUAAAAAAGUCGACCAUGAAAAUGAUAUUGAUGAAGGAUUUGGUAGUCAGAGCACAAAAGAAACGAGUAAUUCUCCAGUUGAGACACCAAAACAUGGAAAGCGUUCAUAUCCAAGGACUGGAUUAUCUAAAAGUACUGGGAAAAACAGUCAGACUCUGUUGUCCAAGUUUGGUUUCAAAACUGGUGACAAAUUAAAACGUUGAAGACUGUUUGCUCAAAUGAUCAUUUCUAUUCACCCUAAGACUGAUGACAUUAAGCUUAUGUGUUGUAACAAAGCUUGAAAUCUUCAUAAAUAAUUUUUUUUUUUUCAUUGUUAGGUUUUAGAUUAUUAUACAUUUAAUGUUUUAUAAAGAUUAUCACAAAUAAAACAUUACUUGGAUU
Molecule: messenger RNA, 2386 nt
Organism: Rhopalosiphum maidis (corn leaf aphid)
Lineage: Eukaryota; Metazoa; Arthropoda; Insecta; Hemiptera; Aphididae
Gene: tos
Product: exonuclease 1
Exons: 10
Coding region: 172-2208 (678 amino acids)
Biological process (GO): DNA recombination; mismatch repair
Cellular component (GO): nucleus
Molecular function (GO): 5'-3' DNA exonuclease activity; metal ion binding; 5'-flap endonuclease activity
Source: RefSeq, a predicted model, not a curated record